Mucor mucedo is the source of this 3302-nucleotide messenger RNA. RefSeq names its product RecF/RecN/SMC. Gene Ontology annotation, cellular component: chromosome; nucleus; site of double-strand break. Bases 79 to 3174 code for a protein of 1031 amino acids. The record is from RefSeq and is a predicted model, not a curated record. The transcript is spliced from 7 exons. Gene Ontology annotation, molecular function: damaged DNA binding; single-stranded DNA binding; protein binding. Gene Ontology annotation, biological process: double-strand break repair via homologous recombination; chromosome organization. NCBI's taxonomy places the organism in Eukaryota, Fungi, Mucoromycota, Mucoromycetes, Mucorales, Mucoraceae.
GAAGAAGAAGAGGAAGAGGAAGAGCAGAUUCAACGAUCUUCCGGACGAACACUUGAAGAUAACGUCGACUUUGAUAACAUGGCAAUUAAUGAAGGUGGCACAAUUGCUAGAGUUGAAGUUGUCAAUUUCAUGUGUCAUAAAUAUUUAAAGGUUGAUUUGGGACCAAAGAUCAAUUUCGUCAUUGGCCAUAACGGAAGUGGAAAGAGUGCCAUUUUGACGGCCAUUACACUUGCUUUGGGUGCCAACGCCAGUUCAACUAAUCGUGGAAGGAAUAUUGGGUCCUUUAUCAAGGAAGGCAUGAGCGUGGCUAAUAUCACGAUUCAUCUUACCAACGGCGGACAUCGACCUUAUAAACCAGAACUAUACCCUGGCAUCAUUGUCGUUGAACGUCGAUUGAAUAAAGAGGGUGCCUCGCCUUACAAACUUAAGAACGCGUCUGGUAAAAUAGUAUCGUACAAAAAGGAAGAACUUGUGGCCAUCCUGGAUCAUUUCAGUAUCUUGGUCAACAAUCCUUUGACCAUGCUGACCCAGGAUAUGGCCCGAAAAUUUCUUAGUGAUAGUACGGCAGAGGAUAAGUAUAAGCUCUUUAUGCAUGGCACUCAACUAUCCCAACUAAAGGCAGACUUUGAAACGGUGCGCGAGAGUUUGGAUACUGCUCAUAUCACCUUGGAGCGUAAAAAGGAAGGCCUUCCCAUAUUACAGGAAAAGGCGAACGAAGCGCAACGUCGAUACGAGGAUUUACAACAAGCUAGAGAUGUCACCACUCAAAUUGAUGAAUUUAACAACGAGCUGGUGUGGUCACAAAUCAUUCUUAAGGAAAAAGCUGCUGAAAAACUUAAACGCGAUGUACUUACUGCCGAAAAAAACUUGAGCGAUAUGAAGGAGCAAUACGAAGGUCAAAAAUCAAAAAUUGACGAUGUUGUAAAGAAGAUUGAAGAUGUACAGAACGAAUGGGAUAUUCAUAAAAAUGUGCCCGAUCCUGAUGCUGACGAAAAGAAGGCAUUGCUGGAACAAAAAGUAGGCAUGGAAAUUCAAAACAGGGAGUUCAAGGAUGAACUUACCGAUAUUAAUGAGCUUAUCAAAACUACAAAAUUAGCCAAAGAGAGACAGGAGGCCAAUUUAAAGAUCCAAACAGAUAAACUUGAAGCAUCCACUAAAGUUAAGCGUGACGAGAUUCUUGAGGAGAUCAAAGGAGCAAAGGCAAAGAUCGAAGAAAAAACAGAAAAGGGUAAGGAGCUCAAGAUCCAAUUUAGCGAUCUCGAAAAUCAAAUCAGGACAACCAAAGAUAGCCGUGGACGUCUGUUAAACGAAUCCAAGGAUAUUAGAACAAAGAUCGAGGAUUACCGUAGACAAGUAAACCAAUUAGAGUCGCAACGGGGUGAUAGUAUGAAAGCAUAUGGUUCAAAUAUGCCUCAGGUUUUGGAUGCCAUUCGUCGUGAGACACGGUGGAAAAAGCGAAAACCUGUUGGUCCUCUUGGAUCUACGCUGAAAUUAUUACAGCCUCAGUAUGCCGAAACAUUGGAAAUCUUUUUUAAAAAGACAUUAAAUGCAUUUGUCGUGGAGUGCUUCGAAGACAAACAUUUAUUGUUUAGUAUCCUGAAAAGAGCAAGAAUGGAACAAACCCCAAUCAUGGUGUCUGGAUAUGACAUAUUUGACUAUUCUUCCGGUGAACCAGAUUCUAAAUACAUGACCGUACUUCGUGCACUCAAGUUUGAAGAUGAAUGGGUGAAACGUCAAUUAAUCAUUUCCAACAAGAUUGAAAAAACACUUUUAAUGGAAGAUCGUGCAGAGGCUGACAAUGUUAUGUUACAAAGACCCAGAAAUAUCCAAAUGUGUUUCACGAGUUCUGGCCACAAGGUUGGUGGCCAAUCCGGCAUGAAGACUGAAUCUCUGGAUUCUUAUCGAGGUCCUCCCAGAUUCCAAACAGAUAUCGAUUCACAAAUUAGAAAAUAUAAAGAUGACAUCGAAGAACUGCAACAGAUAUAUGAAGAGAACGAGGCGAAUAUGAGAAAUAUUACCAAUCGUAUCGCCGAACUCGAAAGGAGACAAAGGGCUUGCCGUAAUGAUGAGAAUGCCAUUGAGACAGGAAUUAGAAAGUUAUACCGUUACAUUGAAGAUAGGGAAGAUACCCUCAAAGAAGAAGAUCCUGUGGAUUUAUCUCUAUUUGAGGAAGAGAUCAAUGAGUGUAAUGAAAAGGUCAAGAAUUAUGUUCAACAAUUCAAAAGCAUCAGUGCACAGCGUAGUGUAGUCGUUGAAAAAUUAAAGGAGGUAGUCAAGAAACUUCGAUUGAUCGAGCAAAAGGAAGCAGGAAGAGAUGAAGUGUCCCAGGAAUAUCGUACCAAAGUCAAUAAGUUGCACGAAUUAAAAACAAAGCUCACUGAUAAGUUGGAGGAACUAAACGCCCAAAAACUAACAGCAAAGUCUCGUUAUGAAAGUCGCAAAACGCUUUUGGCUGAAGCUGAAAAUCUUGUGCGUACCUGGAUCCAAGAAUGUCAAGAAGACUAUCCUGACCGAGUCGAUACUGAAAGAGAGCCCCAUGUUAUUGAAAUGGAAAUCAAGCGUUUGCAAGGUAUCGCCUCUCGUAUUGAAGACCAAGUCGGCAUUAGUGUAGAAGAAGUCGAAGCUUUAACAAUUUCUACAUGUUUUGCUUGGGAUGAGGCCAAGGUAGUGAUUAAAGGUAUGGAGAAGCUAUUACGUUCUUUACGAAAAAUGCUUGAAAAACGUCUCCUUAAGUGGGAAUCUUUUCGUGGUUACAUGUCACUUGCAGCCAAACAGUAUUUCAGUUAUUAUCUUCAUUUAAGAGGUGAUGAAGGUACGCUUCGGUUUAAUCAUGUCACAAAACGAUUGGAUAUUCGUGUAUCUACAGGCGAUCAAUACAGUAAGGGCUCGCGUCAAAAAGAUUCAAGAUCUCUCUCUGGUGGCGAGAAAUCGUUUUCUCAAAUCAGUUUGUUGUUAUCAUUGUGGCAGAGUAUUUCCUCGCCUAUUAUCUGUCUUGAUGAAUUCGACGUGUUUAUGGAUGCUGUGAAUCGUAAACAAACCAUGAGCAUGAUUAUGAACGCAGCAAAUGAUAAUUCCUCGCAGUAUAUUUUAAUUACCCCACAAGAUGCUACUGGUAUCAAUCCUGGUAAAUUCGUAACAGUGCACAAGUUGGCCGACCCUGACCGCCGGGAUUGAGGUUUUUAAUCCCUUUUAUAUAUACGAUUUUAAAAAUUAUAUGUUCUCUUUCGCCAUAACCUACUGACUAGUCCGUUUGAAAAAUAAAUAAAUACCAUAAAAACAUUUAAAUGAUGAUUUGGUUCGGC